Molecule: messenger RNA, 768 nt
Organism: Vicugna pacos (alpaca)
Lineage: Eukaryota; Metazoa; Chordata; Mammalia; Artiodactyla; Camelidae
Product: melanoma-associated antigen B4-like
Biological process (GO): negative regulation of transcription by RNA polymerase II
Cellular component (GO): nucleus
Source: RefSeq, a predicted model, not a curated record
GAAAGUGCAAGUUCCUAUGAAGCCUCAAUCUCCACUGAGAGCUUAUUGAAAGAUCCUAUAACCAGAAAGGCAGGGAUGUUGAUACAAUUCCUGCUGCAGAGAUAUAAAAUGAAAGAGUCCAUUAUGAAGGCACACAUGCCGAAGGUUGUCUACAAAAUGCACAGGGAGAAUUUCCCUGAGAUCCUUGGGAGAGCCACUGAGCACAUGGAACUGGUCUUUGGCCUUGAGCUGAAGGAAGUCAAGCUCAGUGGUCACUCCUAUAGACUUGUUAACAAAUUAGAAAUCCCCAUAAAUAGGAGUCUGAGCAGUGGCUGGGGACUUCCUAAGAAUGGGCUUCUGAUGCCUCUCCUGGGUGUGAUCUUCUUGAAUGGCAACUGCGCCUCUGAGGAGGAGACCUGGGAAUUCCUGAAUAUUCUGUAUGUCUAUGAUGGAAGGAGGCACUUCAUCUUUGGGGAGCCCAGGAAGCUUAUCACAGAAGAUUUGGUGAAGGAAAAGUACCUAGUGUAUCGUCAGAUGCGCAACAGUAAUCCUCCUCGCUAUGAGUUCCUGUGGGGCCCAAAAGCCCGCGCUGAAACCAGCAAGAUGAAAGUCCUGGAGUUUUGGGCCAAGGUCAAUGAUACGGUCCCCACUGCCUUCCCAACCCAUUAUGAAGAGGCUUUGAGAGGUGAGGAAGAGAGAGCCCGAGCCAGAGCUGCAGCCAGGGAUGGCCCUACUGCCAGGGCCAGUGUGCGUUCCAGGGCCACAUCCAGCCGCUCCUCCCACCCCUAG